Saccoglossus kowalevskii is the source of this 6539-nucleotide messenger RNA. RefSeq names its product axotactin-like. Lineage: Eukaryota; Metazoa; Hemichordata; Enteropneusta; Harrimaniidae. Gene Ontology annotation, molecular function: calcium ion binding. The record is from RefSeq and is a predicted model, not a curated record.
CAGGUUACUGGGUGACAGGUGCUGACGAUUCUACAGGUAGACGAUGAGGGCGCCCUGUUUGUUGGGCCUUCUCUUCCUGUCGCAAGUUGUGUUAACUAUCUGCGAAGACGAUACUCUGACCUACUUGGAUUCAAAACUUUCGUACACUGAGUAUCAGCCAUCAUGGCCGACGACGGAAACACAGAACAUACUUUUCGAGUUUAGGACUUUUUCGUCGAAUGCGUUGUUGAUGUACAACCAGUAUAACAAUGACGAGUUUGCACAGACGCCAUACGCUAUGGGGAUUGUUUUGAAGAAUGGACGAAUCCAAGCACUGCAUAUAUAUGACUCAUUAUUUGACAUAAUCACGCUCGGUAAAGGUAUGAAUGAUAAUUCGUGGCAUAAUGUAUCUUUAACAAAAUCGGUGAAUGGUACCCUCACUUUGACUGUUGGCAGAGAAUCUCAGACAUUGCAGUUACAAUCAUACGCCCUCAACGAUACUCAGGACGAGAUGACGUCAAAUAUAACGUCAGUUUACGCUGGAGGAUUGCCUGCAGAUCUAAACGAUUUCAUCGGUUUUCGCGGCGAACACUUCUUGGGCUGUAUACGCAACGUCAAAUUUCCCGAUUCUAAUGGUUUGAAUGAAAAUAUCACAUAUACGACAACAGUAUUAACAACUCCCGGAUGUAUUGAUAAGUGCGAUACAGAAAAUAGCUGCGUGAAUGGCAAGUGUAUCAAUCACUAUGAUGGCGUAAAAUGUGACUGCUACAACAGUGGAUUUGAGGGGAAAUAUUGCGAAAUUGAAGAGGUGACUGAAUUAACUUACCAGGGAUUUAAUUUCAUCGAAUACCGUAUUUUUAAUAGCUCUGCUCGACAGCAUAAGUCAUCAACUCGGAUCAGUCUAGAAUUUAAGGUAGAAACAGAAGAUCAGGACGCUGCUAUAUUGUUCUACGGGUUAGGGGUAUUCCCCCUACGUAAUUAUUUGGCGAUAAGCCUGUAUGCUGGCACAGUUAACGUUACUGCCGACUUUGGGGACGGACCUUACUAUCUCAGUGGUGGAUCCAAUGUCAAGAACAAAUGGCGCUCGCUAACGGUAACGCAUAGCGGUCGAUCAUUGACCAUGGAAGUGGAUAAUGAGAUGAAUGAAGUUGAAAUAACGGGUGACCACUAUCACCUGCAGCUUGAUCCGUUGGUGUAUUACGGAGGUGGACCGAAUCUGGCAGGAAGUCCUGGGCUUCCAACUGGUCGUAACUUCGUAGGAUGCAUGAGAAGUGUUUAUUACAACAUGGACAAUCUGAAUGAACAACUAAAAAAGGAUGACGCAAGAAUUCGCCACGUUGGCGCUGAACCAAUUUAUGGAUGCAACGCAAUUGAGUUCACUCCGUUGACUUUCCCAACCUUUAAUUCACAGUUAUUUUUAGAUCUUUGGCAGGAAAACGAAGAUUUAUCUUUGAGUUUUGAAUUCCGCACCCAGCAAAGGAACGCCCUAGUCAUGGUGACUGUUCUCAAUAUUAGAAACACUACCAGUUAUGCCGGGACACUAAAACUUAAAUUAGCUGAAGGUAGAAUGGAGGUACACUUGGAUAUAUCGGUCAACAAGAAAAAUGACACAGUAUCAUAUUGGACAUUUUCUGGGCAUAAUCUGAAUGAUGGCAAGUGGCAUUUAUGCGAUUUAAGGAUGACUUUGGCCGAUGGUAUUGUAACAAUGCGUCUAGAUAACGAUGAAGUGUAUGUUGUUAGCAACCGAAAGAAAGUUAUCCAGUUAGGUGGAUUUCAACCAGCUACCGACAUAUUACUUGGAGCUGGACUGCACAACCAAGAACGAGGUUUCGUUGGAUGUAUUCGUCGAAUAGUAUUACAAUAUAUACAUAUCAAUCCAUUGGAUACAAUAACCAGCGGUGCGGCCAAUGGUUUAUUACUUGAUGGGUGUGACAUGAAAGACAUUUGUGCCAUUAAUAACAUAUGUGAACAUGAUGGGUACUGUGUCCAAGAUUGGUAUGAGACGUUGUGUGACUGUGAAGGCACUGGAUAUAAUGGAACUGUCUGUCAUUUUCCGCUAUAUCGUCGUUCCUGUGAGGAGUACUACCACAUGGGUAAGCAUCGCAGCGGUGUUUGGCGUAUAGAUCCCGAUGGUGUAGGACCAAUACCACCAACAUACGUGCACUGUGACAUGCACGGCGACCUUGGGGGAGGUUUUUCGUCCACUAUGACAAUUGACCAUAACCUUGCCGCCUCAACUCUAGUUAGACAAGACAAAUUUAGAGAUCUGAAGAAGGUUCUGACGUACCGUGGAGCUGACGAAGAGAGCUUAGUAUAUUUUGUGAAGCAUUCAAUCAAUUGUAGCCAGACCAUCACAUACGAGUGUUACAAAUCCCCCCUCAAUCUUUGGGAUCAAACACGGUUUUUAUCAGCAGGAGGACUAAUGUUCAAUGAAGUUGAAUUCUCGGAAAACUGUGUCUCGAAUAUCGAUAAAUGGCAGCAGGACGAAGCUAUUGUGACCAAAGAUACGUAUCUUCCUAUAACAGAAAUGAUCUUUAUGCAACAACUCAAUUCAGCAUCUACUAAAGCAAAAGUGUCACUUUCCUCAUUAAAGUGCAGCGGAUCUAAUAUUUACGAUCCUAAAUACGCAGUUACAUUUAGAACGGACAACGGAUUUUUAAUGCUGGAUGCUUGGGACCAUGGAGAUAUCAGUUUUAAUUUCAGGACUUUAGAAAACAAUGCUGUCUUACUUUUUCAACAACCGUCAAGGCAGUCGACGGAGCAACUUCUAAUCGAGCUUAUUGAUGGUUCAUCAGUGGAUUUCACCUUUGACACCGGCUCACGAGAAGCUAACCUGACUGUUCCAACUCUACCUCUCAAUGAUGGCAAUUGGCAUAAAAUAUGGAUUGAAUAUGAUGCAUAUCAUGUUCGAUUUACCGUGGAUAUGAUAAGUACAUGGUUUCAAUUAAUGGAAGGGGAAAUCUUUGGACCAUUUGGUGGACCUCUAUUCAUUGGUGGCAUGGGCGGUGGAUAUUUUAGAAUAACACCAGGAUUUAUCGGAUGCAUUCGUGGUUUGAGCAUCAAUGAAGAAAUAAUACCUUUACAGGACUACAUUACCAAUGAUAACAGUUCAGCGGGAAUCGAAGCAGGAUGCCAUCGAUCAUGUGAUCCAAACCCAUGUGUCAACGGCGGUUUGUGUUCAGAGAUGUGGGGGUCAUACAUAUGUAUGUGUGCAGAUAUAUCACAUCGUGGUCAAAACUGUGAAGAAAAUUAUUUAGACGACAUGGUAACUUUUCCUAAUAAGGAAACUAUUAUGAAGAUAGAUGCUGUAGACGAUUCUUCACUGACAUCGGACAUAAGAUUUGAAUUUAGAACAAGGCAAUGGGAUUUGCUAAUAUUAUACGCCAAUGACUAUCUUGGUAACUUUAUUCAGCUGUCCUUCCUUAGAGGCAAUAGACUGCAAUUGAAGUUUAAUUCCGACCAGAGUAUCAAUGUUUUACAGAUUUUUACAGAGCAAGAUAUACGUAACGGUGAAUGGCAGCGAAUUCAAGUAAUACGAAAUCACGGACAAACAUCUCUCUAUUUAAAUGACGAAGUUGCUCACAUCCAGACACCGCUUGUAUUACUUGAUGACUACAUACCGAUAGAGAGCCGGUUCACCAAUCCAUCAUUGAUUGAUGUGUGGCCUGAGUUUGAGAUCAAUACAAACAGCACUCCUUACACAUAUGUAUAUAUUGGAGGCGUUCGACAAAACAUGACAGACCCUCUGAAUGUCAACACACAGGGAAUGGAAGGAUGCAUGCGAGCAGUGUUUGUUGAUGAGGUGCCUUUCAGUUUAGUUGCGGAGACAGAAAAUAACGCAGGAGUGUUUCCUUUCUGUACUCCAUUCUGCACACCAUCGGCAUGUAAACAUGGAGGUAUUUGUAAAGAAAAAUGGAAUAGUUUUGAGUGUGAUUGCUCAAAGACACUGUUAUAUCGAGGCGCUCAGUGUGAAAUCGAUAUUGGUGCUUAUUUUCAACCCAAUAUGUAUCUUCUCUACGAGUUCAACCCAUUCAACUCCACGUACAUCCAGCCGCCUGGUGCAAAUGAUCCAGCCUAUGAUGAAAUGGACUUUGCGUUUAUUGCCAACAACACGUAUGGUGUCAUGGCCUAUGUUAGAGGGGACAUCUACGACGAUGAGUUCCAAUACAUCAUUGUAGAACUUACAAAAGAUGGUUAUGUCUUCGUACAUAUCAAUCUUGGUUACGGACAAGAAACAUUUCUUGCUCCAUUACCCGGCCCAUACAACGAUGGUAAGCGUCACUGGUUUUACUAUCGACGUAGAGAACGACGUAUUGUGAUUGAUAUUGACAACACUGCGAAGGAAAUCAUGGACUUAAUGGUGGACGAAGACAAAGCGUUAUUUGAUAACAGAGAUGCUAUAGUUAUUGGAGGUGUAGAAAAUGAAUUGAUACGACAACCUUUGAAAUCAUUUUCAAAUUUCAGUGGAUGUAUCUCGGAAUUCCAAUACAAUGGAAUACAGCCAAUCAAAAUCGCACUUGGGUUGGAAGGAAAUGAUCCAACAAUCGUUGACGUCGAGGGAGAUUUGUUAGAAGCUAGCUGUACUGUCAUUAGACCAACUACAGCGCCGUUUUCUUUUGCAACUGACCAGUCCACCACGUCUAUGAUGCCCCCUACUGAGAUGUUCACCUACCCACCUUGGAAUGUAGGAGCAGCAUCAACUGUGUACUUGUCUUCACCUCAAGCAGUUGCUCCAGAAGCACAGACAGCUGACUCUUCAUCGAGCACAGUUGUCCUAGCUUUUAUGGUAAUCGUGGCAGUAGUUCUAUUGGUGGCUAUUAUUUGCACUGCUUUUCAAAUAAACAAAGAAGAGCAGAAGAAGAAAGAAGGUUAUCAAAAUGUCCCAAUGACUGAGAUGGAAAAUGGUACUAGACAACCAAUUAGAGAUAAAGAUGCAAUAAGAAAAGAAGAUCUCAACAAGCCUUCACAUACUAUCGUGAGAGAGCUGCCUGAAGAAAAAGUCCCACUGAAGGAGGAACCAUGGGCAGUUGAUAACCUGUCCGAUUCAGAUGAUGAUAUCCUACCACAUCGCCGACCCUUACAAGUAGGAGAAGAAGAAAUGGAAUGGGAUCCGGUAGCGGAUACGACACUUGUUGCUGAUGAUCCUAAUUUAUCCCCCGUUACCCGGCAACGAGACAAGACUCCGACAGAAGAUAAAGAACCUUUGCUAAACUUCGAUGAUAUACCAAUGGCGGAUGAUAAUAUACAAGAGCCAGAUCUGGAAUGGGAUGAUGAAAUGACGCCGCCUCACGAACGACCUGUAAGCUAUGACCUGCCACAGCAAGAUGAAGACACCGAUGAGGAUGAAGUUAAAGAGGAGGUGAUAAAACAAAAAGAUGAAAAUGAGGAAGAUGAUGAUAAACCAAAAGAAACAACCUCACUGAAUGUCGUGCAAGAUGAUGUCGCUCAACAAGAUGACGAUAGUGAUUCUCAAGAAACCACACCUUUGGUUCCUCCAAAAACGUCCGUAAGUUAUGAAAACUUAGAGGACGACGAUUCUGAUAACGAAAUCGAUAAUGAACCAAAACAGAAACUGAUUGAAUCGGAGUCAGGUGAAGAGUCUGACAAAGAGCCAGAGCCAGAACCAGAAUCAGAAGAACAACAACCACAACUAGAGCCAGAGUCAGAACCAAAGCCGGAACAACAGCCAGAGUCAGUACCAGAGCCUAAACCAAAGCAGGAGUCAGGACCAGAAUCAAGACCACAACCGGAGCCAGAGCCACAACUAGAACCAGAUCCACAACCGCAGCUAGAGCCAGAACCAAUUCUACAACCACAGCAAGAGCCAGGAACAGAGCCACAACCAAAGUCAGAACCACAAAAGCCAGAACCAGAGCCACAACCGGUAAUUGAACCAGAAAUACAAACUCACUUAGAGCCAGAAUUAGAAUGGGAACCAGAUCCUGGUUUCCAACCAGCCCCUGAACGCAAACCCGAUUCUGAAGAUGACGACGAAAUGGUACAAGGGGAAAUUGUUUCUCCUGAAAAAUUACCCCCUGAACACACAAGUAAAAUUGCAGAAUUAAAGACACAAGAGGGCGUCCCAGAUGAACUGCAGACGAAUGGCAUGCCUUUUGAUUCCGUUUUUGACGAUAACGACAAUCCUGCCAAAGUCGCUGACGUAAUACCAGGCGAACCCGAAGACUCUGAACCAACUCCACAAAUAUCUUCUCCACAACGGAAAAAGAAAAAGCGGAGAACAAGUCGGCGUGGCUCAGAAAUAUCUCAGCAAAGUCAAAGCUGAAACCAUUCAAGAUGUUAUCAGUAUUUGUGUAGUUCAGUUUCAUAUUGUGUUAGUUUGCGCGUAUUACUUGAAAUAUAUAUGUUUGCAGAUGUUGAGUUACCUUGUUGUAAAAUAAUCACCAAAAAUUUAAGAAUUUAUCAGAAUAUUUUUAUAAUAUUAUUUAUAAUCAAAAAUGUAAUAUGAAUGUUUCACAAUUUUGAAAAUUUAAAGGUUUACUCGACUUGAUUAUUGUCCUGUUAUUAGUGAUCUGUCUUGCUCAGUUCAUUGUAUUGUCACG